UGUUUGCGGAAGUGGGCGCUGGGCGGUUGGAGGGAGGUUUAAACUGCGGAUGAUGAAGAUUAAACAGUGAAAAACGGACGGAAUCUCCGCACAGGAGCGCCUUAUGAAGCGUCAUAACGCAGCGGAGACCAGUCGGUGAGAACGGUACAGAGCGCGAGGCUAAGGUCGGCUUCUCAGGAGACGAUUCGGCUCCACCUUAAACGGCGCUCCGCUGCUGCAGCACUUAAGGUGGACCGGGGCAUUCGAAUAAGAAUCUCGAUGGAGCUUCGCUGUGACUCUAAGAUAGAUGAGAUGAGAUAAGAUAGGCCUGUAUUAGUGCCACAGCGGGGACAUUCACAGCGCUACAACACAGAGAAGACCACAGGCACAGAGAGGAUUAAGCUCCAUAUUAACCUUUAUUCAUUUAUUAACAAGGUGAAGCACCAUCUGUUCGUGUGUCCAGCAGGUGAUGACCAUGCAGAGUGCACUGUUUGGGGAGACAGUGAUGCAGAUCACCACGCCCCCUCUCCCUUUAAGCCCCGCCCCUCUUCCACCCCAGUGCCCAGAGCUCGACCUGUCGGUCACAUUCAGCCCGGAACGCCCCGAACGUUCGGUGGCUUCAAAAGGAGUUCUGAAGAAAGGGCGCACACACACACGACCACGACAGGUGCGCUUUGAUGUGAGCCCAGACUCCCGUGCUAAACUCCCCGGACCCCACAGAGCGCGCUCAGCAGAACAGCAUGCUGUCACCACGUCAGCUCCACAGCCCUGCAGCAGCCAAUCAGCUGCUGAGAAACCUCAGAGUGAGGGAAAACAGGGUCCACACACAAAUGGAAGGCGUGGCCAUCUCCUUUCCGACAUUUCAGCUCAGACUGACGGACAGCUGGAGGACGGGGCGGAGCUUAACACCACUCUGGCUUUGAGGGCAGAACUACAGCAGCUGAAGGAGGCGGAGUUUGACUCCCAGAAGGCCGUGCAGGAGAAACUGCAGAACUCUACAGUCACUCAGGAGUACAUCAGAGCCAAAGCAACAGAAGGUAAAGGUCAAAGGUCACGGAUGCAUCUCUAUUGAUCAGAAAAGCCAUUUUGACACUGCAUUAGAUUUUAAUCCAGUAUGAAUCUGCAGUGUGUGUAGUUUUACAGUCUGACUGUAAUAAUUGUGGA
Colossoma macropomum (tambaqui) is the source of this 1143-nucleotide messenger RNA. RefSeq names its product protein phosphatase 1, regulatory subunit 35 (gene ppp1r35). Gene Ontology annotation, molecular function: phosphatase binding. Gene Ontology annotation, biological process: negative regulation of phosphatase activity. NCBI's taxonomy places the organism in Eukaryota, Metazoa, Chordata, Actinopteri, Characiformes, Serrasalmidae. The transcript has 4 exons. Bases 449 to 1051 code for a protein of 200 amino acids. The record is from RefSeq and is a predicted model, not a curated record.